Molecule: messenger RNA, 333 nt
Organism: Prunus armeniaca (apricot)
Lineage: Eukaryota; Viridiplantae; Streptophyta; Magnoliopsida; Rosales; Rosaceae
Source: the annotation of a GenBank genome assembly
AUGCGUAUACUGCAAAGCAAAUUCCCGAUACACGGUGCCAUUGGUGCUGGAGGGGUCCUGAGAGAUCAUUUGGGUCAAUGGAUUGGUGGCUUUGCUGUCAAUUUAGGCCAGGGAGAAGUGCUUGAAGCAAGUUGUGGGAUCUUUUUUGGGUUGAAUUUGGCUGUUGAGAAAAAAGUAGAUGAUAUUGUUAUUGAGAUGGAUUCAGAGACUGCUGUGCUUCUUAUUCAGAGUAAGGUUUUGAAUGCUUGUCAUCCUAAUGCUGGGCUGGUCAGUAAAAGGCUUAUGAAUUUGUUUCGAAGGAUCAAGCUUCAACAUGUUAUGGAGUUACAAUAG